AGGAAUCUCAAUAAACGCGUAUAUCAAUAAAUAUCAAGCCAGCCCUCUUCUAACAUUGUUAUUCAUUCUCCUCUCAAAGCAACAUUACAAGAGAGCAAAUAACAAAGAAAGCAUGGAUCAUGGUAACAUGCAUGACAUGCCUCCACCAUCAACACCAUCCAUGAUGAAAAAUGGAUCCAUGAACGGAGGAGGAGGACAUCACAAGAUGAUGAUGAUGCACAUGACUUUCUUUUGGGGCAAGAACACGGAGGUUCUUUUCUCCGGUUGGCCGGGAACAAGCUCCGGCAUGUAUGCUCUUUGUCUCAUCUUUGUCUUCUUCCUCGCCGUCGUCACUGAAUGGCUUGCUCACUCCUCUCUCCUCCGUGGCACCACCGGAGAUUCCGCUAACCCCGUCUCCGGACUCGGCCAAACCGCCGUGUACACCCUCCGUACUGGCCUCGCUUAUCUAGUCAUGCUCGCCGUCAUGUCGUUCAACGCCGGCGUGUUUCUAGCCGCCCUCGCCGGUCAUGCCAUCGGUUUCAUGUUGUUCGGAAGCCGAACUUUCAGAAAUCCCUCCGGCGACCAGAAAACUAACGAUCCUCCUGCCUCAGGUUGUGCUUGUUAAUUUUCAUUUAUGUACCGACUGAUGCAUACUUAUAUUUUAAGAUCUAGGGGUUGUAGUUUUCUUGAUUGUUCUUGACGUUAAUGUGAGGAGGAAUAUUUUCUAUUUUCUAUUUGUUUUGCUUUACGAUUUUUAUUUCCUUCUUGUUAAUAUGAUUAAUGGCCACAGCUGAAUAUAUCAAUUUGCUAAGUUUGGACA
Molecule: messenger RNA, 799 nt
Organism: Brassica oleracea var. oleracea
Lineage: Eukaryota; Viridiplantae; Streptophyta; Magnoliopsida; Brassicales; Brassicaceae
Product: copper transporter 1-like
Exons: 1
Coding region: 113-604 (163 amino acids)
Biological process (GO): intracellular copper ion homeostasis; copper ion transmembrane transport
Cellular component (GO): plasma membrane
Molecular function (GO): copper ion transmembrane transporter activity
Source: RefSeq, a predicted model, not a curated record